AUGGACCCAGACGUGGAAACCCUCGCCGACGACGACGCACUCGCCGGCGACGGCGGUGAGGCCGAUAGAUUCGAGGCGGAGGCGGAGGCGGAGGCGGAGGCGGAGGCCGAACUCCUUCGUGACCGCUUCAGGCUCGCUGUCAUCAACAUCGCGACUUCUGAAGGCAAGAAGGCGGGCAUGGAGGUUGCGGGUCCCGUCGUCGCCUGCAUCGCCGACUUGGCCUUCAAGAGCGCAGAGCAGCUGGCUAAGGAUGUUGAGCUGUUUGCACAGCAUGCUAGUCGUAAAUCCAUUAGGAUGGACGAUGUUAUCCUCACAGCGCAUAGGAAUGAGCAUCUUAUGGGCAAGCUGCGAACAUUUUCUCAAAACCUGAAAGGAAAAGAGCCUUGCACCGGGAAGAAGAGAAAGAAAACAUCCAAGAAGGACGAUAACAUGACCGUUAUCUGA
This is a messenger RNA of Triticum turgidum subsp. durum (durum wheat), 444 nucleotides long. The record is from the annotation of a GenBank genome assembly. Lineage: Eukaryota; Viridiplantae; Streptophyta; Magnoliopsida; Poales; Poaceae.